CUGCCAGCAUCAACACUCUGUUUACCACCUGCGAUUUUCAACACUACCGUCAAGUCAACUAACAAGCAGCAUACCUGCUCGAUCUCUAAUUGAACACUUCUCAUUAUUCGCGGAUAAAUGUCAGAUCUAUACUGUCCACUCCCCCCUCGGGGCCAAGAUAUAUUUCGCUUCCGUCGCUUCUACGGAGUGAACUUCGGAUCUACCUUCACACAAGGCCCGUCCCUCCACCAAACCACCGCGCCAAACGAGCUAGAAGCACUAACAAGCUCCAUCGAAACGAAUGGACUCGAAUCCACCACCUCAACAUGGCAAUCCCACUGGCUUUCCGCCCUGCCAAACGACGAGCUGCUCUGGCUCAGAGAUACCUGCCACUGCAACACGAUCCAACUGCCCCUUGGAUUCCUCACCCUCGGUCCUCUCUUCAGCCAAGGAACCCCCUUCGAGGGCGCCCCAUCCGAGGUCUACACGCGCUGCUGGUCCGCCAUCAAGCAUCUCAUCGAGCGGUGCCACGCCCACGGAAUCGGGAUCCUGCUCAACUUCGACCUUACCACCAACGGGGUAGACCUCCGCUCCAGCCCCGAGCGCCUCGCACUCGCCCGGGACUGUAUCGCCUUCGUAGCCCAGGAGGUAACCUUCCACGCCCUGCACGGGGUGGUCGGUCUACGGAUCUCUACAUCAAAGGAGACGCCGAGGCCGGGUUCCCCCACUCUCCGCGACUGGUACGAGGAGAUCCGGAUGAUAGUCGGCGCCAUCGACGAGUUUCUGCCACUGUACAUCGGCGAUAACAGCCCCGCGGGGACCGAACUCUUCCGUGACUGCGAGACGCUGCUCCACCACCAACUACCCCAGGCCGACUCUAAACAGCCAGCACCGGCAGGAAGGGCGACCUUAAACUUACCCCCGGCGGCCCCCGGCCAUCUGCUACUCUCGCGGGACGAAGUCCAGACAAAGGCCCAGCAAGCCCGGAUCGAGCGGCCGCAGUUACUGAGGGAGGCCUUGGCGCGCCGGGAGGGAGAGGAGGAGGAAGUGAAAGGGGAGAAGGGGGAGAGGGCAAAGGAGAAAUACUGCCACCGUGCGGUCGGGCGGCAGAGUUUCGUCCACGGCUGGGAUCUGGGAUACAGCGAUGCGCUGCGGUUUUUCGAUGCCGCGGUGGAAGGGCUGGUGCCGCAGCGCGAGGGGGCGGACAGGAUCGGGGAGGUGGAGUUGUGGGCUCGUCGACGGGCAAGCGACGUUGCACGGCUGGAAGAGAACCAUCAGGCCUGGGAGUUGGGGCUUCGAUGGGGAAUUGCCGAUUUUAAUCGGUUCGUGGGCAUUUGAGCUGAUUCUUUUUGAUCCCCCUCCGCGUCGAUGUAAUGUUGCAUAUGGGUUCGUCGGGUUCCGGUGUUAUCAAAAGUGAUGUGGACUAGCUUUGAUUCGGGCAAAUGGUAGUAUACUGCUCUGUCAUCGGCCACAAAAAGUGGCUGGACAGAAGCAUGGGUACAGUACUCUU
Messenger RNA from Aspergillus brunneoviolaceus CBS 621.78, 1489 nucleotides. RefSeq lists its product as uncharacterized. The record is from RefSeq and is a predicted model, not a curated record. The coding region runs from base 118 to 1317 and encodes 399 amino acids. NCBI's taxonomy places the organism in Eukaryota, Fungi, Ascomycota, Eurotiomycetes, Eurotiales, Aspergillaceae. The transcript has 2 exons.